ACCAGGCCCGUGCUCCAGUAGUCUCACGUGUAGGUGGAGCCACGUUGUAUACGCCGGAUCACCAAUCACCGUCCUCCUCUCCUCGCCUCCAGAGAAGUCGAUUUGUUCCCCCAAAUCUCCGCCCUCCGCUCCACCGGCCGCCGCGCCCCGAUCCAGAUCAGGAGCUGUGAGAUGGACGCGAACAGGCGCGCCAGUGGGAUUCAGCAGCUGCUGGCUGCGGAGCAGGAGGCUCAGCAAAUCGUGAACGCGGCUAGAGCUGCUAAGUCAGCAAGGCUUAAGCAAGCGAAAGAGGAGGCUGAGCGGGAGAUAGCCGAAUACCGUGCCCAGAUGGAGGCUGAGUUCCAGAGGAAGGUUGCAGAGAGCAGUGGUGACUCUGGUGCGAACGUCAAGCGCCUCGAGGAAGAGACAGCGGCGAAAAUCGAACAGCUCAGCCAGCAGGCUGCAAGCAUCUCCCCAGACGUCAUUCAGAUGCUUCUGAGGCAUGUCACCACCGUGAAGAACUGAGGAACGAUGUCUCCAAGUUAUGCUUGCAAACUUGUAUCAUCGAAUCUAUUUAUUUUUGUUGGAGUGGUGGUGAUGAAUAAUAUGUCGCUUGUAUCCAUGAUUCCUUUUCUUGACUACGGAAUAAGCCGGCACAGCUUUAGCGGCAACCUUGACUUGGUACUAUCAGACCUUGCCAUUAUUUGGUACAUUUGGUAAAUAAUAUUGUUUUAUAAAUUGGUUUUUUGAACAAACUA
This is a messenger RNA of Sorghum bicolor (sorghum), 737 nucleotides long. RefSeq names its product V-type proton ATPase subunit G1. Gene Ontology annotation, molecular function: proton-transporting ATPase activity, rotational mechanism. Gene Ontology annotation, biological process: proton transmembrane transport. NCBI's taxonomy places the organism in Eukaryota, Viridiplantae, Streptophyta, Magnoliopsida, Poales, Poaceae. Gene Ontology annotation, cellular component: vacuolar proton-transporting V-type ATPase complex. The coding region runs from base 172 to 504 and encodes 110 amino acids. The record is from RefSeq and is a predicted model, not a curated record. The transcript is spliced from 4 exons.